AUGCCCGUUCUCAGAUCGACCUCAACAGAUACACGGAGUACACUAUCUACUUUUCAAAAGCAAUUCGAGCCUGCCAGACAGACCAAAGUCCGCGGCACAGGCGGCCAUGCGGCAACCAUGGGAAACUCUCAAAGCGCGCACAAAAUCUCGGCGCAGGACAGGGCUAUCCUGGAUAUGAAAAACCAGCGGGACAAACUGCGGCAGUACCAAAAGCGAAUCACCGUCAUCACGACCCGCGAGACCGAGAUCGCAAAGGAGUGCCUGGCCAAGGGCGACAAGGCCAGGGCGCUCCUGGCCCUGCGGCGGAAGAAAUACCAAGAGUCGCUGCUCUCCAAGACGGACGCGCAGCUGGAGCAGCUGGAGAAGCUGACCAGCAGCGUCGAGUUCGCGCUGGUGCAGAAAGACGUGCUCUUCGGGCUGCAGCAGGGCACGCAGGUGCUGAACAUGAUCCACAAGGAGAUGGGCGGGCUGGAGGGCGUGGAGAAGAUGAUGGGCGAGACCGAGGAGGCCCGGCGCUAUCAGCAGGAGAUCAGCGAGGCGUUGGCGGGCCAAAUGUCCAACGAGGACGAGGACGAGGUCGAGGAUGAACUCGAGGCCCUGGAGAGAGAGGUCGUCGGGCUCCCCGACGCGCCCAACAAGACGAUCCUGGGCGAGGGCACUCUCCCGGAAGUGCCCAAGACGGAGCUGGAGCUGGAACAGGAGCGCAUACAAAAGCAAAAGGAAAGGGCGCGGCAGAGACGAGUCGCCUUGGAGGCUUGAUGAUUCAGAAACACACUUUGAUGAUUGCGGUUAAUGGUAGUACACUUAUGAUGCAUUUUAGCGUCUAUUACGAAAUGCUUUUGGGAUCCCUGGAGUGCUUUUGAAGCCUCGCCGAUGCUCUCACUGACCCGGCAUGGACUGGUUGGUGUUGAUCAACCCCUGAAUCAACUUAUGAUCUUGGGGAUUUGCC
Cladophialophora immunda is the source of this 949-nucleotide messenger RNA. RefSeq lists its product as uncharacterized. The transcript is spliced from 2 exons. Bases 1 to 759 code for a protein of 252 amino acids. Lineage: Eukaryota; Fungi; Ascomycota; Eurotiomycetes; Chaetothyriales; Herpotrichiellaceae. Gene Ontology annotation, biological process: late endosome to vacuole transport via multivesicular body sorting pathway; vesicle budding from membrane. Gene Ontology annotation, cellular component: ESCRT III complex; multivesicular body. The record is from RefSeq and is a predicted model, not a curated record.